Molecule: messenger RNA, 2001 nt
Organism: Verruconis gallopava
Lineage: Eukaryota; Fungi; Ascomycota; Dothideomycetes; Venturiales; Sympoventuriaceae
Exons: 1
Coding region: 179-1249 (356 amino acids)
Source: RefSeq, a predicted model, not a curated record
CAAGAACUUUGCUCUCAGUACACCUCAUACUGUCUUCUCAGGCAUCCAAAUCGCGUUUUGCGCUCACGCGUCAAUCACCCAGCCUCUAUCAGAAUGCCGCCCUCAAUUCCCCUUUCGCCUCAUGUGCAUGACACCUCGACGCAAAUAACGCGGCCUUUAUGCUCAGUUAACCCGCGCCAUGUUCUCUCGAGCACGCAAUCUCUCUGAGCUGCCUCUCAUAAACAGCAGCGAUCCCUCUUUCGAACUCGAGCUUCACCGCCGUCGCGCAUUCUACAUAGAUAAUGCCUCACACCUCCCAGAUGAUCUGGCUGACUUCGAAGCGGCUGUCAAUGCAUCGCGCGCAAGCCCGGAGCCGGAUGAGGCAUACCUAGCUUCCUUUCAGCGGCGUCUCAGAAAUAGCUGUAACGAGGCUGCUGUCGUGCAGGGUGUUAUGCCAAAGCUUGUUCCCAUCGAUAGCCUCCUGGACAACGAAACACUUGUCACUGUGCCAAAUCAGCAAUGGGACAAGGAAUGCGGCUUGCGCGUCCCUCCUUCUGCACAGUACCGUAUCCCUCCUCCCAAGCCAGAUCAGACAAUCGGCCUUGCUGCCUCUGUAUUUUCAGCGUACGAGACUGCACUCGCGUAUCUGGCACACAAGGCACGUCCAAUUAAGUGUCUACCAAGCCUCGCGUUCCCGCUUGUAACAGUCGAAGCGAAGGGAGACAGAGGUCAGAACGUGUGUCGCUCGCAAAGCUUACACAAUGCUGCUGUUAUGCUUCACCAGCUCUUACGUUUAUGGGAAGAUACGAAUGCAGAGGGCGAACUGUUCUACAAAUCUCUAGUCUGCACAAUAUCCAUUACCACCCAGACCUGUGCUGUCUCUCAUUUUUGGAUGGUGCCUGGCGCAAAUGGUACUGUCUCGGUAUACGGCCGUCUAUUCAAGUCCUGGACACUGAACCUGCAAGAAGCGAUUGGCUUAAGUUCAAUUGUCACGUGCAUUCGCAAUGCUAUUGACUUCACCAUUAAACGUGGAACAAAGCUGAUCACCGAACGUCUCGAAGCUCUUGAGGCAAUGACCAUAUACACACCCCCAAGUUCUUGUUGUUCACCCAGUUGCCGCAAGCGAAGGAGCUCAGAUAGAGACUCAUACAAAUGCUUUUAUUCUUCCUCGCCUGAGCCUGAGGAUACCCCUCUACGGAAGAAAGUUAGGAUUACCUCGUCUCAAAGUCGGAGAUGGGGUAGGAGGCGGAGCAGCGGUAGCUCAACUUGAACCAUCUGAGAAACACGAGGUGCCAAUUCCACACGUCUCAAGCGAGACAUUUUGACCUCAGCCGGUCACAUCUCAAGCGGUCCAUGUCUUUUGCAGUCUCAUCUACCCUCUGCGAGAGUGCUUUCACAGCUGGGGCAUUAAUGGUAUGCCAUUUUGCACAAAACUUUCCCACUGGGCCGCUGCGCACCAAGAAGUAACCGAAUCGCCGCUUCAAAGCAUGCAUUCUUCUGAGCGAGUCCUAAAAGAAGUCUUUCUGAUAUGUCAUCUCAAUGCUGCAUAGGAAAGCAACGAAGCUUGACAGCAAAGAUCCCUCCAAUUGUUCUUCCUGAACGAAGUGGUAAACAACAGAGAGAAUUUUGGACAUAUUUUGUGGGGUCAACUAGAGAAGGUCGUUCAAAACAUGUCUUUGUUUGGGUUAACACAAGUUCGGGUCGAAAUCCAGCUCAGGACAGCAUGCAGGGUUUUCAUGCGAACCAUAUAGAUCAAAGGCUCUGUGUUCGAGGCCAGGCAUCUCUGUUAGAGUCUAGACUAUGGAAAUCGUCCGCGUACUAUAGCCACGCGCGCCAUUUGUAUCUUAAAAAGCUACCGGCUCAAGACAUCUUUCUUGGGCGAAAUGAGCCACAGAAUUGAACGAAGGGCGAUUAAACUGAGGUGAAUUCCAAUUCUCAGGUGAACAUUGAUCAUUAAAUACAUGUAGAUCUGUGCUCGCUGGUUUAAGGGAGCAGAAAUAUUGGUAUUUGAAGUAAUAAAAU